CCAACGCGCCGCCUAGACAACCACCCCCUCAAUCAAUUCAUCCAUAUCGCCGUGGUCUGUUCGCAAUAUCGCACAUCAGGCAGAGAAUGCCUGGUGAGCUUUUGCCCACAAUGGCUGCUCCCAUUCUUUCCAAGGCGAAGCCAUCCCAGGGAAAGCCGGACCUGUACCUAAUAGUAAGCAAAAAUUGUUGGAAUCCACGCAACGAUCGCUAACCAAACCCCCAGUCUGAAGAAGAUACAAUAUACGAACAGGAUAUACUUCGAGACCCUGGGACCGUCAAGCCAUGGCUGGCAUAUAUCGAAUUCAAGAUUCAACAUGGCAGUCUGCACGAACAAGCCUACGUCCUCGAAAGAGCUUGCCGGCAACUUCCACGAUCAUACAAAUUAUGGAAGAUGGUAAGAUUUGUUUAUCUAGGCAACGGCACAAUUACUAAUUAUUUGUAGUAUUUGACUCUUAGGAUGAAGCACUUGGGAAAGUUGAAUCCAGCCAUUUUUGCUUCUGAAUAUGCCAAAGUCAACUCACUUUUCGAACGAGCAUUGAUUCUACUAAAUAAAAUGCCCCGGAUAUGGGAAAUGUAUCUUUCAUUCCUUUUGCUUCAGCCGAUUGUCACCCUUACGCGACGUACCUUUGACCGAGCUCUCCGGGCACUGCCAAUAACCCAACACAAUCGAAUCUGGGCGCUUUAUCGACCGUUUGCCAACUCGGCCUCCGGCCAGACUGCCAUCAUAAUUUGGAGAAGAUACAUGCAAAUUCAUCCCGAGGACGCGGAGGACUUUAUCGAAUUGUUGAUAGAAAAUGGGCGCUAUACUGAAGCUGUUAAGAAGUAUAUGGAAAUUUUGAACAACCCAAAAUUCCGAAGCAAGAAUGGAAAGGGCCACUAUCAACUCUGGAGCGAAAUGGUGGAUCUUUUGGUGGAGCAUGCGCAGGAAGUCGAGACGACUGAUGAAUCCGGCAUCGACGUAGACCGAAUUAUUCGAAGUGGAAUCGAAAGGUUUGCAGAUCAGAGGGGGAAACUUUGGUCCGGCCUUGCGACGUAUUGGAUUACUCGAGGGAGCUUUGAACGAGCCAGAGAUAUUUUCGAGGAAGGCAUUACAACAGUUAUGACCGUACGGGACUUCACCCUUAUUUUUGAUUCAUACGUCGAAUUUGAGGAGGCUAUCACUGGUCAACUGAUGGAGGAGGCCGCCACGAGAUCCGAAAAGGGGGUCUUGGACGAAAAUGCCGAUUUCGAUCUGGAUAUUCGAAUGAUGAGAUUUGAACAGUUGAUGGACCGAAGACCAUUUUUAAUCAACGAUGUUCUGCUUCGACAAAACCCGAAUAACGUCUCGGAGUGGAACGUCCGAAUUGGAUUAUGGGGCGAUAACAAGCAAGAAGUUGUUAAGACGUACACGGAUGCAAUCGCAGCAGUCCAACCAAAGAAGGCAGUCGGCCGGUUCCAUGAGCUGUGGGCGAAUUGUGCCAAAUUCUACGAAAAGGGUGGUGAUUUGAGAAACGCCAGAGUGAUCAUGGAAAAGGCAGUGAAGGUCCCAUUCAAAUCGGUAGCUGAGCUAGCUGAUAUGUGGCUGGAAUGGGCUGAAAUGGAGCUCAGAAAUGACAACUUCGAAGAGGCUAUGAAAAUCAUGGCAAAGGCAGUCCAAGCCCCAAAACGAUCGACGGUCGACUAUUUCGACGAGACACUUUCACCCCAACAGCGAGUACACAAGAGUUGGAAGCUGUGGAGUUUCUACGUGGACUUGGUUGAAAGUGUAAGUACACUUGAUGAGACGAAAAAGAUAUACGAAAGGAUAUUUGAACUUCGGAUCGCAACACCGCAAACUGUGGUCAAUUACGCCAACCUCCUGGAAGAGAAUCAGUACUUUGAGGAGUCUUUCAAAAUCUAUGAACGGGGCCUUGAUCUGUUUAGCUACCCUGUCGCCUUUGAGCUUUGGAAUUUAUAUCUCACUAAGGCCGUGGAUCGCAAAAUCGGCAUCGAGCGUCUUCGUGAUCUGUUCGAGCAAUCCGUCGAAGGCUGUCCACCUAAGUUCGCCAAGGUUUUAUACCUCAUGUAUGGGAAUUUGGAAGAAGAACGAGGUCUUGCUCGCCAUGCAAUGCGAAUUUACGAAAGAGCCACACGUGCAGUCUCGGACGAGGAUCGCGCGGAUAUGUUCAACUUUUACAUCACCAAGUCCGCCUCCAACUUUGGCCUCCCAUCCACUCGACCUAUUUACGAGCGUGCCAUUGCCGCUCUUCCUGAUAAGGAUGCUCGCGACAUGUGUCUUAAAUUCGCCGAUAUGGAGAAGCGACUGGGUGAAAUUGAUAGGGCCAGAGCAAUAUAUGGUCAUGCUUCUCAGUUUUGCGACCCUCGGACAAGCCCAGCCUUCUGGACUAAAUGGGAACAAUUCGAAGUACAGCACGGAAAUGAGGAUACCUUCAAGGAAAUGUUGCGUAUCAAGAGAAGUGUACAGGCACAGUACAAUACCGAUGUCAAUUUCAUCGCUAGCCAAGCGCUUGCAAGAGCGAAAGAAGUGGCCGCUGGAGGAGAGAACGGAGAAGAAGACGACGAAGCGGAUGCCAUGGCUGCUUUGGAACGUGAGGCCCGCGCUCCGGUUGGUUUUGUCGCAGCAAGCACAGGACCCCAGAAGGGCAACAUCGAAGCUACGGUAGUGGAAGCAAAUCCUGAUGCAAUCGACGUCGAUGGAUCGGACGUAGACUAAAUAAGGAAUUAUCUGCACAACCACCUACCCAUUACCAGCAAAAAACGCAAGUGGCUCGAAUUGCGGGGCCGACACAAAAAGAGCGCAAAAAGUAUGAAGACGCAAACAAUCAGUAAGAUAAGAUAGUGCAGUGCAUAAAUUAGGAGUUAGUUUUUUUUCUUUGUUUGGAAACCACUUCGCAUAUAUGGGACGGGAAUGCUUGGACGGGUGUGUUUUUUUUCAGUUGAGUCUUUUCUCACAACAUCGGAAAUAAUUUCGUGUAUGGGCAAUUUUUGGUUGGCGUUUAUGGGUAUUACCCGAGGCACAAACAGAGUCUGGAGGGGAGGGACUUUUUAGGAAGUUGGUGGCAGGUGGAUGAUUCAAUCAAAGAUUUUACGCCGAUAUUCAAAAGGCGUAAGCCUGGCAUGCGUGAUUAUAUUUAUUCUGUAUAGUGUGUAAAUAUAUCAAAAUCUUAACGCGAC
This is a messenger RNA of Hymenoscyphus albidus, 3154 nucleotides long. NCBI's taxonomy places the organism in Eukaryota, Fungi, Ascomycota, Leotiomycetes, Helotiales, Helotiaceae. The record is from the annotation of a GenBank genome assembly.